GCGCUAGCAGUAGGCAGUUUCAUCAAAAACCUGAGCAAAAACUAGUGCUUGUUAUUUUUCGUUUCAGAAUUUUCACAAGUAAUUAAAGUCGUUGUCAUGAAUUAUGAGUAGGCCUAUUCAAUACAGUAGCCUGAGUAGGCCCUAGCAGGUAUGGGAACUAUGCCACUCUACUGUGCAGUACCGUUGUGCAAUCGUUCUGGUGGGCACAUGUUUCCUAAAGAUGAUGAGCUUUGUAAAAAGUGGGUUGUGGCUAUAAAACGUUUGAAACCUGAUUCAAAACAGUUAUGGCAACCGGGUAAAUAUCAUGUUGUGUGCCACAGGCAUUUCAAGGAAACAGACUACAAACCACCAGGAUUAUUAGGACUAAGGAAACUCUUGCUACCAUCAGCAGUCCCGUCAGUUUUUGACUUUAAACCGACAUCCACACCAGCUGCACAGCGGAGGGACGAACGUGGGCUUAAAAGAAGAAAGCUAUUUUCACCAAUCCCAAACAUAGGUGCACCUUGUCCGAUGGCAUUGGAUUUGAUUCAGAGUAUUCACAAUGGUUUACCACUGCCCCAUGGCAGUGUACAGCAUGAACUAGUGAGAGGUACCUACGACUACUGGCAUUACCUGUGUGACCAGUUAGAUGACAGAGGAUGGGGAUGUGGAUACAGAACGUUACAGACUAUCUGCUCUUGGACAAGUAACCAGCUAAGACUGAGAGAACAGCCAAGUCCUCAUGUUCCCAGCAUCCCGGAAAUACAACAUAUCCUCGUGAAACUGGGGGAUAAAGAGGCAGAAUAUGUUGGCUCAAGAGAAUGGAUAGGCAGUUUUGAAAUCUGCUUAAUCAUAGACCAUGUUUACAGUGUGCCAUGUAAGAUUCUGCAUGUGAGUGGUGGUGUACAGGAGCUAGAAAGCCAUGCCGAACAACUUCUGGAUCAUUUCAUGAAGUAUGGAUCUCCGGUGAUGAUGGGAGGCUCAACCGAUACCUCAUCCAAGGCGAUCCUUGGUGUCGCGAGGUCAGACGAUGGUCUACACCUGUUAGUCCUGGACCCUCAUUUUGUUGGAAAAGGGAGCGCAAAAAAGAUACAAGAGGAAAACUGGAUCAAGUGGCGUCACGUGUCAUCAUUUACAGACACCACCUUCUACAAUAUCUGCUGCCCAUUGUUGAAGGCUAGGUAAUUGCAUCACAUAGAUGAGAUACACAACUAUGUUGGCUUUCUAAUGACUAUCACAUUAUGUUUGUAAACAAUGUGACUGGCGUGAACAAGGAAUGCAUAAUGCAAUCAGUAACAUAGUUUCAGAUUGCCGAAGCACCAACAGUGGUGAUCCUAUAUUAGAAACAGCAAGGGAUCAAGUUUAUGUAAUAUGUUAAAUAGCACCAUUACCGGAUUAAUAAUAGCAAAAGUAGCAUUUGCUACAGCCCCGCGGUUUUAGGGGUCCUGUAAUAUCAUGAACUCCAUAAUAUCUAAUAGUAAAAUUGUUAUUAUAAAAAAAAAUCUUUUAGUAUACAUGUUAACUUAAUACGAUAAUGAGUGUUGGCAGAGUUUGUUUGUCAGUAAAUCUAUUACAAAUGUAUUAGAUUUAGAUUAAGUUAAAUUUAUGUGUUUUAAUAUUUGUGUUUUUUUUAAAUUUAGAGCCCCUUUAUAACAUGUGCUACAGGCCCCUGCACAAGCUUAAUGCAGCCCUGAAUAGCACAUGAUUUAUAUUUACAAAUAAAAGACAAUUGCAAACAAAA
Priapulus caudatus is the source of this 1720-nucleotide messenger RNA. Its product is annotated as ufm1-specific protease 1-like. The transcript is spliced from 7 exons. The coding region runs from base 151 to 1164 and encodes 337 amino acids. The record is from RefSeq and is a predicted model, not a curated record. Lineage: Eukaryota; Metazoa; Priapulida; Priapulimorpha; Priapulimorphida; Priapulidae.